UUUUUUUUCAUCAGUUGAUGGGAACAAGGCUAGCUAGCCUGCUGGCUAAAUAAGCUUACUUUUUACUACAAGUUCGUGUUAGAUGUUUAUGACAAUCAAUAUUUUAUUUUAAUCAAGUCUGAGUCUUACUGCCUUCAGGAACCUCGCGGCUAACGAUAAUGCAAGUCUUUCAUUCAAUAUUUGCACUAGCUAACUAUUGAACAGGUUGCAAGUUCUCCAUCAUCACAUCUGCCAGACGGACUCAACCAGCAUGGAUUACCAGAACACAGCGAAUGCAGUUGGGGACUGUCUUUUGAGCUACACCAAGGACGAGUCUGGGUGGAAAGUCUGCAAGAAAUCGAAUGACGUCAUCGUGUCCUGGCGGCCAUCGACUGAGUUCCCUGGGAAUGUAUAUAAGGGGGAGUCGGUGGUGAAGGGAAGCCCAGAGAAGGUAUGGGAGUGUCUGAAGCCUGUGCCAAAUGGAUUGCGGGUGAAAUGGGACAACAAUGUCAAGAAGUUUGAGCUGGUAGAGCAAGUCACUGAGAACGUCACUGUCUGCAGAACAGUCACUCCAUCAGCAGCCAUGGGCAUCAUAGCUCCCAGAGACUUUGUCGACGUUAUUCUAGUGAAGCAAUACGAAGACGGCACCAUUACAUCCAAUGCCACCCACGUGAACCACCCCAGCUGCCCUCCCCAGUCAGGGUAUGUGAGGGGCUUCAACCACCCCUGUGGCUGCAUCUGUGUCCCCAUCUCUGGGGAGCCAAACAAAACCCAGCUGUUCAGUUUCUUCCAGACGGACCUGGGGGGCUUCCUGCCUCGCUCCGUGGUCGACUCUUUCUUCCCAUCCAGCAUGGUGGAGUUCUACAGCAACCUGGCCAAGGCCAUCAAGUCCCUCAAGGACCACUGAUACACUCCUACUAUACCUUCCCUUAGCCCUGGUCCUAGAUCUGUUUGUGCUGCAUAACCAACUCCUGGCACCAGGUGAUACUCAGAUCUGGGACCAGCAUUCAGCGGGACCAAAAAACACAAUGAUUAGCUAUGUGAAUGGUUUAGUUUUAAAGAGGCUAUAUGGAACUUUUCACCCACCUCAGGGUGCUUUUUAACUGAAAGGAACAGAUUGAUGUAAAUGGAUUUGAAAAAUCCUUAUUUGAGAGCAUGGGGCACACCUCCCCAGACCAUAUCUUUCUAGACUAAAAAUAAGGAUUGUGUUGUUUCAUGAGUAAAUAAAUAUUUUAUAUCAACCAUACAGGCAACACUCAAGCCAAAAAUGUAGAUAAACAAUUAGCAACUCAACUUCUGUACAGCCUCUUUAAAAGAGUGGUCACCUGGCCUUGUUUUGGAGCAAACUGUAUCUGAGCUUAAAGGGAGAUGAUAUUAGAUGAUAUGAGGGAAGGAAGUGUGCAGCUUGUUUGUCCCAGCACUAAACACAGCUGAUUUCAGGUCGUUGAGGUCUUGGUUCAUUUGUGUAAUAAUGGUGUGUUAGUGCUGGAGCAAAAAUCCUGCACCCCUGGUACUGUUGCUCUCUUGGACCAGGUAUGGUGGCCACUAGUGUAGUCUUACAAAAAGGUUGAGUGUCUGUUCUAAUUUCAUUCAUUCAACCAUGGAAAAAUAUUGAAUAUGAAUUUCUCAUAGAGGUUGAUGUGCAAUUUUCUUGAGUUGAAGCGAUUGAAAUGGAAUUGACCUUAGCCCUGAUGUUAUAAAGUUGCAAUUUGUAAGUUAUUUUUCCCUCUAUGGUAACAAGAAAGAGUACCAAAAACAAUAAUCAUGAACCCACCCCCAAAAAACACAUGUUACAUUAUUGGACAUAAUGUAGUUCCUGUUCUUCUUGGUUUGUUUUUUUUCUUCAUGUGGGUACACUAGCAAACACCCUGCCUCUUAGUCCUCGAACCGGAAAUCCAACUUACAGACCACACCUUUAAGCACACUGGGCCGCACCUUUAAGACUAGAUCUAGAGAGGUCAAUUUUGCCAAACUCUACUUCCAAAACAAAUAUUUCCUGUACAUUUCCUUUUUAGUGAUGCAUUUCCCCCUUUUCCCACCACAAAAGAAUGAGAAUAGAUUUGAAAUCUAUAUUUUGUAUUUAGUGUCCUAAACACACGGAGGAUGUGUCCUCCUUCCCUUUUGUACGGUUGCUGUUGAAUACAGUCCAUUCUGUUACACUGGCUGCAUCCUACCUACAGCACCAUGCAUGUUGCAUGGACCUUACAGGGACCCCAGAAUGGAAUCGGAUUCCAUUGGGAUGAGUCAUACCUCAUUUUUUUGUUGUCCUUUGUAUACGGUAGUACUGUACUUGAAAUGUUCUGGUUUAACCUGUCUCCACAGCCCUUUAACCAAUACCUAAAGAUGGAAUCCGCAGUAGGGGGAAACUGUGCCACUGGCCGCCCCAACAGCAUUGUUAUUGUUGUUGUUGCUGAGCUGAGGAGCGUCGUGCAGCAUGGUUAUGAAAUGCAGUACAUAUUGUGCUCUUCUAUCGUGCAGCAUGGUUAUGAAAUGCAGUACAUAUUGUGCUCUUCUAUCGUGCAGCAUGGUUAUGAAAUGCAGUACAUAUUGUGCUCUUCUAUCGUGCAGCAUGGUUAUGAAAUGCAGUACAUAUUGUGCUCUUCUAUCGUGCAGCAUGGUUAUGAAAUGCAGUACAUAUUGUGCUCUUCUAUCGUGCAGCAUGGUUAUGAAAUGCAGUACAUAUUGUGCUCUUCUACCGUGCAGCAUGGUUAUGAAAUGCAGUACAUAUUGUGCUCUUCUAUCGUGCAGUGCGAUGAUGUCAGAGAUGGAAAUAACAGUGUUUGUUGUUUUGCAGUAACUGGAAAGCGUUAUGGACAUGGUGGUUUUACCGUUGAGGAUUCCAGCUUUAACCAGUAACCUUUAGAGGGUGUAUAUACAGCCGGCAGAUGUUUCCACCCCCACUAAACUCUAUCCUGUUCCUUACCUUAACAUCUGCCAGCUUUAUAGACGCCUAACCUCCAAGCAAGGAUUCCUGCCUCAGUUACUUUUCUCUAUGUAGAUGUCAAUACUAAGAACACUGCAUUAUUCAUAAGCAAAGUUAUUUGCAGUAUGUCUGGGCAAAUGGCAAUAUGAACAGCUUCAUCUAAUGAAAAAGGGACAUCCGCUCGAUUAGGAGAGCUUCUGAGGGAUUUGGGGUUUUAUUCAGUGGGGUACAACAUGGUACGUGUCCCAUAAGUCUCUGGUCCAAAUUAGUGCACUAUAGAGGGAGUAGGAUGUCAUUUGGGACAGCUAUGGAUUCCAACAUAUUUUGAAGCGCAGCAGCAUAGGACUGCCAUAUUCUGCCAUCAGUUGUGACUAGUAUGUCAAUUUACACUGUAAAGAAAUGUAUUACCAGCAUAGAAUUGAGAAAAACACAGUCUUUCAUAUGGCACAAGAGGGCAUGGUCAUCUGUCUAGGCCAAGGUGCGUCUCCAGAGCUUUUUAAAAAAUCAUCAGUGAAGGGAAUUUGAGCAAGCAUGAAUAGUAUUGAGAUGUAUCCCUAGUUGGUUGAGGAAGCCUCUUCAGAGUUUUGAGAUACGGCCCUAUUAGGGGGAGAGGAAGCCUCCUCAGAGUAUUGAGAUAUAGCCCUAGAACGUGUCUUUACAGUGAUGUACAGUCAACCAUCUGCAUGCCUGCUGAGUCCUCUACAUGUAUGAUGAUAAGCCAUCAUACUAAUGAUGUUUUAGAUCAAUCUUUUUAGAAGCUUUGUGGUUAAGUUUCCUUUUGAGAUGAAAACACACUACUUAACGUCCUUUUCUUAUCCCGAGUGGAUAAUUACCUUAAGUGACAAACCUUUACAAGUGCAUUGCAUUCCACCUCAUCCACAGCCAAGUCCUAUAUGCUUGCUUUUUAUAAAGUCAUUGUUUGCCUUUUGUUGGUGUAAUACUAUGAAGGCAUUGUUUUGAUGUGUGUUAUUGUACUGUAAGUGGAGCCUGAAGAUCAUACCUACCUACAGUGUAUUGCUGUCUUAAUGUCAGAGUACACAUUGUCUGUUUGGUGGCUUGUUUUUAAAAUGUACUCCAUCAUG
This is a messenger RNA of Oncorhynchus keta (chum salmon), 3984 nucleotides long. RefSeq names its product StAR-related lipid transfer (START) domain containing 5 (gene stard5). Gene Ontology annotation, molecular function: lipid binding. The coding region runs from base 251 to 886 and encodes 211 amino acids. NCBI's taxonomy places the organism in Eukaryota, Metazoa, Chordata, Actinopteri, Salmoniformes, Salmonidae. The transcript has 6 exons. The record is from RefSeq and is a predicted model, not a curated record.